This is a messenger RNA of Ambispora leptoticha, 1317 nucleotides long. NCBI's taxonomy places the organism in Eukaryota, Fungi, Glomeromycota, Glomeromycetes, Archaeosporales, Ambisporaceae. The record is from the annotation of a GenBank genome assembly.
AUGACGAUCAUUGAGCAGUUAAAUUCUAAGAAGGAUGAGUUAGAGGAAAGGUUGAAUAAUCAAUACAGUGGGGGAGGAAGUCGACGAAGAGACAUAUUAAAACAUAAAAUCACGAAAAUUGAAGCAUUAAUUGCUGCUUACCACUCAACGCCUCCCCCAGUUAACUUGUCAGAAACUGAAGAAAUUCUCAAUCAGCAAGUAGGUUUUGAGGAGCAAAAGGAAAAAGUUUUGAAUAGUGUGAAGAUUAAAAAUUAUUGUGAACAUAACAGUGUUAAAAGAGAACCUUUAAUUUUAUGCUUGGUUGGAUCCCCUGGGGUAGGAAAAACUACCUUUGCCCGAGUUUUAGCCCAGGCUUUAAAGAAAGAAUUUUUUAUGGUGGCACUGGGAGGGAUGUCCGAUAGUUCUCUACUGUUGGGAGUUAGUGAGGAUUCAUCAGGGACCGAAACCGGGCAAUUGACUAAGGCUCUAGUGGAGACCAAAACUUGCGAUCCACUGAUUUUAUUAGAUGAGAUUGAUAAAGUUAAUUCUUAUGGAGGUAACUCUUCCAUUCAUAAUUGUUUAAACGCGAUUUUGGAUCCGGUGCAAAAUCAGGAGAUUCAUGAUUAUUACCUUGAUGUUAAAUUAGACUUUUCUCAAGUAACUUUUAUAGUCACAGUUAAUGACCGAAAAAAAAUUCCUAAAUACUUGUUAUCAAGAAUGCCAGUGAUUGUGGAAUUGCCUGGCUAUAGUAACGAACAAAAAAAAGAAAUUGCUCACAAGUUCAUUAAGAACAAAACCAAAGAAAAAGGAGUUCGUCAAUUGAAAUCGGCUCUGGAUAGUAUAUUUGACUAUUGCCUUUUGCAUAUUGAUUCAGAGGAUGAUCCAGAAAAAGUUUCAGAAGGCAAAGAGGAAAAAAAGGAAUUAGAAAAUUUACGCCGGGAAUUAGCGACCCUAAGAGGAGAAAAAAAUAAUCAAACUGAGUUAAAAGCCAUUAAGUUUAAUUCCCUGCUGGUGCUGCGACAGGUUAGAGGACAAUUUACUGAAAAAGAAUAUCAAGGUUACGAGGGGAGAAUAAAUACUGCGGUCUCGCGGGAAGAAAUUGAGGUCAUUAUGAAAGAAUUUUUACUAAAAACUAAGAAGCCUAUCAAGGAAAACCAGGACAAAGGAAUUCAAGAUGAACUGAAAAGAAAUAAAGACCUAAACAAGACUUUGGAGGGAAAACUUAAACUUUUUGAUGAUGAGAUAAAAAAACUAAAAGGAGAAAUACAAAAUUUUCAGGGACGAGGAAACAAAGAUAAAACCUUGUUAGUAGUGGUUAUUAUUAUCUCAACAAUUUGA